Messenger RNA from Fomitopsis serialis, 982 nucleotides. RefSeq lists its product as uncharacterized. The transcript is spliced from 4 exons. The record is from RefSeq and is a predicted model, not a curated record. NCBI's taxonomy places the organism in Eukaryota, Fungi, Basidiomycota, Agaricomycetes, Polyporales, Fomitopsidaceae. The coding region runs from base 9 to 695 and encodes 228 amino acids.
AUGAGAGUAUGGCGUCGAACGUGACACCGAACACGCCGAUGUCGGACAUCUACCCACCGUCGCAAGACCCAUCAAGCCCUGCGGCUGUGCAAGUCUUCGUUUUCACAGACGUGGUUCUCCUUGUCGUACCCACGCAUGAUGGCCAGAGCGGUGCGACACACUGGCAACUACUUGAUGACGUGGGACUGGCACGUAUUCUGGACGUAAGGAUAGACAAGAACGACCGAUCACCUGGUCGAACCCUUGUUCUCGACCUGAUACCUCUGGACGUUCAAGAUCUGUCACUAUCGCUCCAUUCACGCGCAGGCAACGUCGUAGAGUUGUCACUCCAGUUGUCUCAACAAGAGGAUAACCAUGAGCAAGAUUGGCUUGUUGCGCUGCAGAGAAGUCGCGCUAACACGCUUCAUUCUCUGUCCUUCCCUCCCCCGUCUCCGGAAGACGUUCUACAAGGACCCGUCGGUGAUUACGAACAAGAUACAUACCAUUGCGUCAAGUCUAUCCUUGCUUCUGGCUUGCCUAUGCCGAAGAGUCCAUCAAUGCAGCUCGACGCCGCCAGUGAAACUCAAGUAGACCAGGAUGCAAACACAACCGAAGAAGAACGAGAGGAGCGAGGGUGGUGGUCUUUACGGUUUCACCAAGUUCUACGCGAGUUUCAGCGACAAGACGCGAACGCCGUACCUAGCACCAUUACGUAGAUAACAUUACAUUGCGCCCCGCCCCGUUCUGCGAACUGAUCAAGAAACUCCUGCAUUGUAAACAAGCUGUCUUCGCAGCGUCAUCGAUAGUCGCCCCAUAGUUGUAUCGCUAGCUUUCCAUUGUAUCCCUUCCGUAUCUCAUUGCGACAUAUAUCCCUCGUCUUUAACAGAGGACUCUGACCACUCCAAGGAGGGGGACCACGAGACCGGCUGGUCUAAACGCCAGCAACAUCCGCAUGCCCGCUACAGACAUACAAUACACUAACUGUCACCUCCGUAAUGAGACC